Molecule: messenger RNA, 1047 nt
Organism: Neurospora crassa OR74A
Lineage: Eukaryota; Fungi; Ascomycota; Sordariomycetes; Sordariales; Sordariaceae
Product: RTA1 domain-containing protein
Exons: 3
Coding region: 1-1047 (348 amino acids)
Cellular component (GO): membrane
Source: RefSeq, a predicted model, not a curated record
AUGUCGGACAACAACUCAGACCUAGCAACCUUCGCGUACUACAAAUAUGACCCGUCCACAGCAGCCAACGCCAUCUUCGUCGCCUUAUUCAGCAUCACCGCCGUCGGCCAUGCGUUUCUUCUCGCUAGGAACAGGACGUGGUACUUUAUCCCGUUCUUGGUGGGAUGUCUUUUCGAAGCAGUCGGUUACAUAGGCCGUGUAAUCUCCGCCGGGGAAACGCCCGACUGGACCUUGACGCCGUACCUUAUACAGAGUCUCCUGAUCCUCUUGGGACCCUCCCUUUAUGCUGCGUCGAUCUACAUGAUUCUCGGCCGACUCACUUGCAUGCUGGAGGCAGAGGCGUACUCGGUCAUCAGGGUGAAGUGGUUGACCAAGAUAUUCGUGUUGGGUGACGUCUUUUCAUUUCUGGCGCAGGGUGCCGGCGGCGGCAUCCUCGCCAAGGCUACCACCCCCAAAGACCAAGACCUCGGCAACAACAUCAUCCUCGUCGGCCUGGGUAUCCAAAUCGCCUUCUUUGGGCUCUUCAUCAUCACCACCAUUAUCUUUCAUUUGCGCAUCGCCGCCAACCCGACCGCCAAGUCUUACUCCGUCGCCGUCCCCUGGCGCCAGCUACUCUGGGUCCUGUAUGUGACCAACACACUCAUCCUGAUCCGCUCAGUGUUCCGCAUGAUCGAGUACGCCUUGGGUUGGAAUUCCAUUUUGAUGAAGCGCGAGGUGUACCUGCUGGUAUUGGACGGCAUGCUCAUGGUGAUUGUGAGCGUGGCGUUUAUGCGGUAUCAUCCCAGCAAGUUUCUGGUGGGGUACAAGCAGGUUGGGAUGAGGUCGGCCAUUGAUCUGGAGGGAAGCACGGUCGAGGGCGAUUAUACGAUGACGUCGUAUGGUGGUGGUGGUGGUGGUGGACAGCGCCGUCCCAGCACUAACCUCAAGGCGCAUGAUUCUUCUCGGCUGGAGGCGGAUAGGAGGGACAGUUUGAUGUUGGGCCAGCAUAGGCACCACCGCCAGACGCCGUCGGAUGAUACGAGCUCAUACACUCCGUUGCGCAGAUGA